UCCUGAAAAUGUCUUAAAGACAACAUUCCAACAUGGACCAAGCUGGUCCUUCGUCUUCUAAUCAAGACCCACGUUACGAUUUCAUCGGUUCUUAUGUGGUCAAGUCUUUGAAAUUGAAACCAGAGAAAUGGAUGCGUGUGCUCACUAUCGAAGAGCACAGGUCCACUUUAAGAGACUUCGUGGACAAGCCAUUUCCUCUUCUCCUGGUUGUGGUUUUAACUCACGCAGCACAGCUGGUACCCGUCAUUUCGUUUCCAUGCUACCUGAAAAACAAAGCCGUCUAUUUCGUCAAAAAGAAGGCAGAUGCCAUUCCUAAAGAGAAUUGCGCUGAAAUGGUAGUUUUUGGCGACUUAGCUCCGAGGCUCAUAGAUGAACUGGCAGCAUUAGUAGAUGAAGUAUUCGUACCUUUACUCUCUAAUCCGCUGAAUCACGAAGGAUGGCCGCUAGUCGUCUCUCAAGAUAUCCUCAAGCAAAUACACAAUUUAAAAAGUACCGUGUAUGAGGUUAAAGGUAAAGUAAAUGGUCAAACGGUCUUACCUAUGCCCGUUGGAGUGGAAUUAGUUCAUGAAGCGGAAAAGGAAAUUCUGAAAGGCAAAGAAGUGGAUCUUUACUUGAAGAGUGCAAUUGAAGGUGUAGUUAUCAAGUGGGCACAACAAAUCAAUGACGUAAUGAUGGAAGAUUCGGGGUCUGCCUUCGAGAAUGGACAGAAUCCGUUGCCUUCUGUAGAGCUUGCGUUCUGGAGAUCACGAUUAAACAAUCUGAACUACAUUUAUGAUCAGCUACGUACCGAGAGGGUGAGAUGUAUGGCGGUGAUACUUGAGAAGACCACUUCAGCCUAUUACCCUUGCUUCAGUAGAUUGUUCAAGAAUAUCGUGUCAGCUUUAGCGGAAGCAAGGGAAAUUGAUUUGUACCUCAGAACAUUGGAAAAGCAUUUCCAAGCAUUGGAAGAUACAGACUUUAUGGAGAGUCAACCUUUGUUUCGUCCGCUGUUCCAUGUUAUCUGCAUGGUGUGGAGAGAUUCGAAAUAUUACUGCAGCUCCUCGAAACUCAUGGUUUUAUUGAAGCAGAUAUGCAAUCUACUGAUUUACCAGGCUAAGAAAUGUCUAGAUCCGACAACCCUAUUUCAUAGCGAUAUAGACGAAGCCACGCAGCGCAUCCAAUUAACAAUAAACAUCUUAAAGAAAUUCAAAGGGACUUUUGAAUAUUUUAAAGACAAUAUCCAAAAGUAUUUCGUAGAGCGUCGGGUGAUCCCCUGGACCUUCCACCCUAAUUUUGUUUUCGAGAGAUUGAACAAGUUUCUCGAGAGGCUCAACACCAUACAAUGGUUUUUCAAAACUGUAUUAGAGUUUCAAAAGUUAGAGAAAAUUGAAAUCGGCGGUAUGAAAGGCCGAGUAUUGGGUGGACAGAUCAGGGAAAUUUCAGCGGAAUUCGAAGCUUAUUUUCAUGGUUUUGCGUCCAAAUCUUAUGACGUACUCGAUCCAGACGAUGAGACGUUUAAUGAAGAUUUUAAAGAGUUUCAAGAAAAUAUUAUCGAUUUAGAUCUGAAACUUUCAACUGUUUUGGUGGAAUCAUUUGAUAAUUGCUCUACGCUUGAGGCUAUUUUCAAGUUAAUUGACAUAGUUGGGUCUGUAUUAGAACGUCCACUCAUAAGAAGUGAGUUUACGGCCAAAUACGUUGAAAUAAUUGUUAUGUUGGAGAAAGAAAUAUUGACAUGUGAAGAUCUAUUUGACGAGCAAACACAUCGAUUCGAGAAAUAUGGUGUGAUGGAAAUUGAUGCGUUCUUCCCGCCCAUAGCAGGAGGACUUCUCUUUAUGAAUACGCUAGCUACAAGGAUAACGAAGCCUAUAGCUAGCUUUCGCAAUUUGCCGCACCCGAUCAAGGGUGCGGACGAAGCGAAGAAAAUUUUCAUAAGACACGAAGAACUUAUCCAAAGGAUAAACGAUUUCAAAAAGAAAUAUUUUAACGAUUGGGCUAAGAAAAUACCGAAAGUGAUCGAAGAGAAGACCAACAAAAUGAUUUUGGCGCGACAAGGAUCGGACCUGAUAUUAAACUUUAACCCAUCGCUCUUAGACAUACUAAAAGAAGUCGAUCAUCUUCGAAGCAACCCGGACUUCUCUGACAUGCUACCAAAAGAAAGCUUAGAGUUAUUUGACAAAAGGGAAACGUACCGAAAAUAUCGCAUUAACCUCGGCAUAACAAUAGACUGGUAUAAUCAGAUACGAAAGAAUAGUCAGAAAGUUGAAUUUGAUUUGGUCGAAGAUGAAAUUAAGGCGAUCGAUCAAAGGAUCGAAAUGGCUCAAAACCAGCUCAAUUGGAACUCAAAAGAUUUGUGGAACUAUUUACAAGAUCUGCAUACGUUGGUAGGAAGCCUCUUUCAGAGAAUGUCGAAGAUACAAGAUAAUUUGAAAGAGAUGAAGUCAAUUAUGACCGAGUGGUCGACGCAACCGCUGUUUGAACGCAAAGAAGGGAAAAAGGAUACGUUGUUGAAUUUGGAAGAUCGUUUCGAGAAGAGAAAGAAACGAUACAGCGACAUACAGAAUACGGCGCGGCGUAUGAACGAGCUGCUAAAUGAGAACAUGGAGCUGUUCAGCAUGCGAAGUUGUCAGGAAAGCGAAAUGUGGUUGAACUACGUCGCCUUUGUGGACGCUCUCAUGGAAGAAGCAUUGUUUAAAUGUGUCGCUUGCAGUUUGGGAUAUAUCACAGAGCAUAUGAAUCCUAAUAAUAAAUUAGCUCCACUGUUCGAAGCACAACUUGAACUAUUAGAUCCAGAUAUGGUUUUCGCGCCCAGCUUAGAUCCAAAUGAUGAGAAAGGAUUCAUGGCCUUAAUUAAAAGCAUAAUCGACGAUAUCAUAAAUAUGUCAGCGUUGAUUGAAAGAAUAGAUCCCAAGCGGAAGGAAUCGUACGAACAGCAAAUUCUGAACAAUGACGAUAUUAAUGAUAUGAAAGAGGAGAUUUUGAAUGGGAUUGAAAAGGUAAUUGAAGACGCAAACGACUUUUGCAAAACCUUCGAGAAUUAUUCGUAUCUUUGGUUAGAAGAACGAGAUGCGAUCAUGGAAAUAUUUCUAACGUACGGUAGAAUACUCUCUGUUGAUGAAGUUGAUAAGAUUGGAUCUGAAGACAAAGACGUAGUUGGACCUACUCCAUGUGUGCCCAAAAUGGAAGCUUUCAGAGAACAAAUUGAUCAUUACGAGAAUUUGUUUAUGGACAUUGAAGAAAUGGAGUCUUACAAAGUGUUUAAUAGUUGGUUUCAGGUGGACAUUAGACCUUUUCGUCAAGCUCUACUGAAUACGGUUAGGAAAUGGGGUAACAUGUAUAAGGAGCAUCUUGUUAAUAAUGUGAUUUCCAGUCUAAGCGAUCUCGGGAAUUUCAUCAGACAGGCUGAUGAAGGAUUGCUGCAACCGGUGUCCGAAGGUGAUUACGAAGCUCUUGUAAACGUGAUGGGAUAUCUAAUGAAUGUCAAAGACCGUGCCGUUACAACUGAUGAUAUGUUUCAACCGCUAACGGAAACUAUCGAACUCCUCAAGUUCUAUGACAUGGACAUACCUGAGGAAGUCAAUGUACUAUUACAGGAAUUACCAGAGCAAUGGCAGGCAACGAAAAAGUUGGCUUUAACAGUGAAGCAACAAGUUGCUCCUCUACAAGCCGCUGAAGUAUCUGGUAUAAGAAAGAAGAUAGCAACAUUCGACUCGCACAUCACUUACUAUCGUGAAGUAUUUAAACGAUACGAGUUUUUCAAAUAUGAAUGCGAAAAUCCUUACGAAGUAAUGGCGAGAGUGGAUUACGAGAUUUUAAAUUUGGAAGAAGAAAUGAGAAGCAUCCAGGAAUCUGGGUCUCUGUUCGAAGUGAACGUUCCCGAAUUUAAGUUGUUGAAGCAAUGCAGAAAGGAAUUGAGGAUGCUUAAGCAACUCUGGGAUUAUGUGUAUAUUGUGAGAACGAGUAUCGAAGAUUGGAAAACAACGCCCUGGAGGAAGAUAGACGUUGAGAAUAUGGAUAUUGAAUGCAAGAAAUUUGCAAAGGAAAUACGUUUGCUUGACAAAGAAAUGAGAAGUUGGGACACAUACGUGAAUUUGGAAGCCACAGUAAAGAACAUGUUGACAUCUCUGAGGGCAGUAGGUGAACUACAAAAUCCAGCGAUCAGAGAAAGGCAUUGGGAUCAGUUGAUGAGUACAACGAAGAGCUUAGCAGCAUUGCCACGUGAGCUCACCGUCCGUAUAAUAAUGGAUAUGAACACAACGUUAGCUGAUCUGUUAGCUUUGAAUCUACACGAGUGCGAGGAGGAAGUAAAAAAUAUAGUAGAUAAAGCAGUCAAAGAAAUGUCUAUGGAGAAAACACUGAAAGAUCUAAAUAGUACUUGGAAAGCGAUGGAGUUUGAACAAGAAGUUCAUACCAGAACAGGGUGUGUACUGUUAAGGGCAAGCGAAGAAUUGAUUGAGACUUUAGAGGAGAAUCAGGUUCAACUACAAAAUCUGAUAACAUCAAAAUUUAUCGCGCAUUUUUUGGAAGAAGUAUCGAGCUGGCAACAAAAGUUGUCCAUAGCUGACCAAGUGAUCUCGGUGUGGUUCGAAGUUCAAAGAACAUGGACUCAUUUGGAGAGUAUUUUUAUGAGUUCUGAGGACAUAAGGAAACAGCUGCCUGAUGAUUCUGCGAGAUUUGAUAGAAUUGAUGCCGAGUUUAAAAUUUUAUCGCAAGAAAUGUCAAAGACACCGAACGUGGUAAAAGGAACGAACAAAGAAGGACUUGUGGAAAUUUUGGAUUUGUUACAAAAGGAUCUGGUAAUUUGCGAAAAGGCUUUGGCCGAAUAUUUGGAGACUAAACGACUCGCGUUUCCAAGAUUUUAUUUCGUAUCAUCUGCGGAUCUAUUAGAUAUUCUGUCUAAUGGUAACCAGGCAGAUCUUGUUAUAAGGCACUUAACUAAAUUGUUCGAUUCGAUUGCUAAAUUGAAGUUUAACGAAACUGAUCAGCCCAAUGAGAAAGUAGCCUUAGGCAUGAUAGCUAAAGACGGUGAAUAUGUACCGUUUCAUGGUACGUGCGAUUGUACCGGACCCGUUGAAAUAUGGCUUAACAGAUUACAAGACAUAAUGAGAUCGACAAUCCGCCAUUACUUCGGUGAAGCGAUCGUGACCUACGAAGAGAAACCUCGCGAGCAGUGGCUGUUUGAUUUCAUGGCUCAGGUGUCUUUGUGCGGUUCACAAAUCUGGUGGACCACAGAAGUUAACAUGGCUUUCGCUAGAUUAGAGGAAGGAUAUGAUAAUGCACUGAAAGAUUACUACAAGAAACAGUUGUACCAAUUAAGCACAUUGAUUUCGCUCCUGAUCGGAGAGCUGAGCAAGCAGGACCGACAGAAAAUUAUGACUAUAUGCACAAUAGACGUGCAUUCAAGAGACGUUGUAAGCAAGUUGAUACAAGGGAAAGUCGAAGCUGGAUCAGCAUUUCAAUGGCAAUCCCAACUGAGACACAGGUGGGACGAAACUGAAGUACACUGUUUCGCGAACAUUUGCGACGCUCAAUUUCAAUACAGCUACGAGUACUUGGGCAACACUCCUCGAUUGGUGAUCACGCCUCUCACCGACCGCUGCUAUAUCACUCUGACGCAGUCCUUGCAUCUAAUAAUGGGAGGUGGUCCUGCUGGGCCUGCUGGCACGGGAAAAACAGAGACUACUAAAGAUCUGGGAAGGGCUUUGGGAAUCAUGGUGUACGUCUUCAAUUGUUCUGAACAAAUGGACUAUCAGUCUUGCGGGAAUAUCUACAAAGGUCUGGCGCAAUCUGGUGCUUGGGGUUGUUUUGAUGAAUUCAACAGAAUUUCCGUAGAAGUAUUAUCCGUGGUGGCGGUUCAAGUUAAAUCUGUACAAGACGCUAUAAGAGACAAAAAGGAAAAAUUUAAUUUCAUGGGCGAAAUUAUUAGUUUGGUGCCAACUGUUGGGAUAUUUAUAACGAUGAACCCCGGCUAUGCCGGCAGAACAGAGCUUCCGGAGAACCUCAAAGCGCUAUUCAGACCAUGCGCCAUGGUCGUACCAGAUUUCGAAUUGAUCUGUGAGAUCAUGUUAGUCGCCGAAGGCUUCCAAGAGGCAAAAAUUUUGGCCAGAAAAUUCAUAACACUUUAUACUUUGUGUAAAGAACUUCUUUCGAAACAAGAUCAUUAUGAUUGGGGCUUGAGAGCUAUAAAGUCUGUGUUAGUAGUAGCCGGGUCACUCAAGCGAGGAGAUCCGGGUAGACCAGAGGAAGAAGUGUUGAUGAGGACACUUCGCGAUUUUAAUAUACCGAAAAUAAUAACUGACGACAUGCCAGUUUUUAUGGGACUGAUUGGAGAUCUAUUUCCCGCCCUUGAAGUGCCUCGUAAACGUGAUUUAGAAUUUGAAAGAACUGUCAAGCAAGCAGCCAUGGAUCUUACGUUACAGCCCGAAGAUAAUUUCAUACUGAAGGUUGUACAGUUAGAAGAAUUACUAGAGGUCCGCCAUUCGGUGUUCAUAGUUGGAAAUGCUGGUACUGGUAAAACACAAGUCUGGAAAACUUUGUUUAAAACUUAUCAAAACUUGAAAAAGAAACCAUUGUUCAAUGACUUGAAUCCGAAAGCAGUGACAAACGAUGAGUUGUUCGGAAUUAUAAAUCCGGCGACCAGAGAGUGGAAAGAUGGCUUAUUUUCAGUUAUAAUGAGAGAUCAAGCUAACAUUGUCGGCGAGAAUCCGAAGUGGAUUAUUUUAGAUGGCGAUAUAGAUCCUAUGUGGAUUGAAUCUCUAAAUACUGUUAUGGAUGACAAUAAAAUUCUCACUCUAGCUAGCAAUGAAAGGAUUGCUCUAACGCCUACUAUGAGAUUGAUGUUUGAAAUAUCAAAUCUUCGUACAGCUACCCCGGCAACGGUGUCGAGAGCUGGCAUCCUGUAUAUUAAUCCACAAGAUUUAGGAUGGAAUCCAUACGUAACGAGCUGGGUUGAAACUCGAAAGAUUCCAGCCGAAAAAUCGAAUCUAGUAAUCCUAUUCGACAAGUACAUACCUCCGUGCUUGGAGACGGUUCGGAAUCGUUUCAAGAAGAUAACGCCCAUAGCGGACAUGGCGCACGUGCAAAUGCUUUGUCAUUUGUUGAACUGCUUGCUGGUGCACGAGAACACGCCCGCGGAGUGCCCUAAGGAGUGGCACGAUAUAUUUUUCGUUUUCGCUUGUGUUUGGGCAUUCGGUUCCGCCAUGUUCCAGGAUACGAACAUCGAUUAUAGAGUUGAAUUCACAAAAUGGUGGGUGAACGAAUUCAAGACUGUAAAGUUCCCAGCCGGCGGUACCGUGUUCGAUUUCUACAUCGAUUCAGAAACAAAACAGUUCACGCCCUGGGUGGAGAAGAUACCCAAGUUCGAGUUGGAUACAGAUAUGCCCUUACAAGCCGUGUUAGUUCCGACUGCAGAAACGAUACGGAUAAGAUACUUUUUGGAUCUGCUCAUGAAGAACAAGCAUCCGGUCAUGUUGGUCGGUGGUGCCGGAUGCGGAAAGACUGUGUUAGUCAACGAAAAGUUGCAAAGCCUCUCAGAAAAUUACGCAAUUCAAUCAGUGCCGUUCAAUUUCUACACGAGCUCCGAAAUGCUUCAGAAGGUUCUCGAGAAACCAUUGGAAAAGAAGGCCGGUCGGAACUACGGCCCCCCGGGGAACAAGACCUUGAUAUACUUCAUCGAUGACAUGAACAUGCCGGAGGUGGACACCUAUGGGACCGUGCAGCCGCACACCAUCAUACGUCAGCACUUGGACUACAACCACUGGUACGACAGGACGAAGCUGACGUUAAAGGACAUCCACAACACGCAGUACGUGUCCUGCAUGAAUCCGACCUCUGGUAGCUUCACUAUCAAUCCGAGGUUGCAGCGACAUUUCUGCGUGUUUGCCAUCAGUUUCCCUAACAGCGACGCUCUCAAUAAUAUAUACCAAUCGAUUCUGAUUCAGCACCUGACUAACCCGGAAUUGAAGAUCAGUCCGCUCAUUGCUAAAUUGUCAGCGAACGUAGUCAGAGCUACUGUGGCAUUACACAGUAAGGUGUCUCAAGUAUUUCUACCGACAGCAAUCAAAUUUCACUACAUAUUCAAUCUCAGGGAUUUAUCCAAUGUUUUCCAGGGUCUUUUGUUUAGUACUAAUGAGUGUUUGGUGAACCCGUCUGAUCUACUUCGACUCUGGCUGCACGAAACACACAGGGUGUAUGGCGAUAAACUAACAGAAGAGAAGGAUAUUGAUGCCUUCUUGAAAAUGCAGGUUGAUAUCUGCAAGAAGAAUUUUGAGGACAUCGACGAAGGCGUUGUUUUCGAAAGACCGAAUAUUUAUUGUCAUUUUGCCGGUGGUAUUGGAGAGCCUAAAUAUAUGCCGAUAGCUACUUGGGAGCAACUUAACAAGCUACUGACAGAAGCCAUGGCUAGUUACAACGAUCUCAUUGCUGCUAUGAAUUUGGUGCUCUUUGAAGACGCCAUGAUGCAUAUUUGCAGAAUAAGUCGUAUCCUCGAAAGUCCCAGAGGAAGCGCGUUAUUGGUUGGAGUUGGAGGAUCCGGUAAGCAGUCCUUAUCGCGACUCGCAGCGUUUAUAUCCAGCCUGGAGGUUUCACAAAUCCAACUGAAGAAAGGCUAUGGCGUUAGUGACCUUAAGCACGAAUUAUCGGGGUUGUACAUAAAGACGGGUCUCAAGAACGUUGGCAUAAUGUUCCUGAUGACAGACGCUCAGGUCGCCAACGAGCAAUUCUUGGUGCUGAUCAACGAUCUGUUGGCCUCUGGUGAGAUCGCCGACUUAUUCCCUGACGAUGAAAUCGAGAAUAUUAUAGCUGGUGUCAGAAAUGAGGUAAAAGGAGCCGGCCUGCCUGAUACCAGAGAAAUCUGCUGGAAGUUCUUCAUCGACAGAGUUAGGAAGCAGCUCAAAGUGGUGUUAUGCUUUUCGCCAGUCGGUUCGACGUUGCGAGUGCGUUCUAGAAAAUUCCCAGCCUUGAUUAAUUGUACCUCGAUUAACUGGUUCCACGAGUGGCCUCAAGAGGCGUUGGUGUCAGUGGCUAUGAGGUUCUUGGAGGAAUUGCAUUCUUUGCCGAUUACAUUGAGAGAUUCAAUAUCACGAUUCAUGGCGUACGUUCAUACCUCAGUGAAUACAGUAUCUAAAGCGUAUUUGGCAAAUGAAAGAAGAUAUAAUUACACCACUCCUAAAAGUUAUCUUGAACAGAUAAGUCUCUACGCCAAACUGGUUCAUCAAAAAACCGAUGAACUGCAAGCUAAAAUUACUCGGCUAGAAAACGGUCUAGAAAAACUUCGGAGCACAGCGUGUCAAGUAGACGAGCUGAAAGCUAAACUAGCAAUACAAGAAAUCGAAUUGCAACAGAAAAACGAAGCGGCUGACAAACUCAUAGAAAUGGUUGGUGUGGAGACCGCGAAGGUACAAAGUGAAAAAGGGCUUGCUGAUGAAGAAGAAGAAAAAGUAGCAGUAAUAGCAGAGGAAGUAUUAAAGAAGCAGAAAGAUUGCGAAGAGGACUUGAUUAAAGCAGAACCAGCGCUGGUGGCAGCCCAAGAAGCUCUGAACACUCUCAACAAAGCUAAUCUGACUGAGCUGAAGUCGUUCGGUUCGCCUCCCGGGGCUGUGACUAAUGUUACUGCUGCUGUAAUGGUGCUGUUGGCUCCCGGAGGGAAAAUACCCAAGGACAGGAGCUGGAAAGCUGCCAAGGUUGUGAUGGCGAAGGUGGACAUGUUUCUGGAAUCGUUGAUACAUUACGACAAAGAAAAUAUUCACCCUGACGUCAUCAAAGCUAUUCAGCCGUACCUGAAGGAUUCGGAAUUUGAACCGGAAUUUGUCAGAUCGAAAUCUGCUGCUGCCGCCGGUCUCUGCGCUUGGGUCAUAAACAUCAUUAAGUUCUACGAGGUCUUCUGCGACGUGGAACCGAAGCGCAAAGCAUUGGCGGCGGCCAACGCGGAACUGGCGGCGGCCACGGAGAAAUUGAAGGCCAUCAAAUCGAAAGUCGCGUCUCUAGAAGAACAAUUGGCGACGUUGACGUCAGAGUUCGAGAAGGCGACAUCGGAAAAAUUAAAGUGUCAACAAGAAGCGGAUGCCACCAACCGAACCAUCCAACUGGCGAACCGACUAGUCAAUGGGCUCGCUAGUGAGAACGUCAGAUGGGCGGAGGCCGUGUCAAGUCUCAUGCAGCAGAGCACUACUUUGCCUGGCGACGUGUUGCUGGUCUGCGCUUUCAUAUCAUACGUCGGAUGCUUCACGAAGCAAUACCGUUUGGACUUGCUCCACAAAAACUGGCUUGUGUUUUUGAAAACGUUAGAGCCUCCAGUACCAACGACAGAAGGACUAGACCCUCUGACCAUGCUGACCGAUGACACGACCAUUGCGAUGUGGCAAAACGAAGGACUGCCUUCUGAUAGAAUGAGCACUGAAAAUGCCACAAUACUGUCCAACUCAGAUCGUUGGCCGCUAAUGAUUGAUCCUCAGUUGCAAGGCGUGAAGUGGAUUAAACAAAAAUAUGGAGAUAUACUUCGUGUUAUAAGACUCGGACAGAAAGGCUAUCUGGAUACAAUAGAGAAGGCUAUUAUUAAAGGAGAGACUGUUCUCUUAGAAAACAUCGGUGAAACAGUCGACCCUGUACUAGAUCCACUGCUCGGACGAAACCUAAUUAAGAAGGGAAGAGCUAUAAAGAUCGGAGACAAAGAAAUUGAGUACAGUCCAAACUUUAGAUUGAUUUUACACACGAAAUUAGCUAACCCACAUUACAAGCCUGAGAUGCAAGCUCAGACAACAUUGGUCAAUUUCACUGUAACGAGAGAUGGGCUUGAGGAUCAACUUCUGGCCGAAGUGGUGAAAGCCGAAAGACCAGACCUAGAAGAACUCAAAGCGGAAUUAACAAAACAACAGAAUCAGUUCAAGAUACAGCUGAAGGAGUUGGAAGAUGACUUGCUUUCGCGGCUCUCAUCAGCCGGAGAGAAUAUAUUAGGCGAUACAGCUUUGGUUGAGAAUUUAGAAACAACGAAAAAGACUGCUGCUGAUAUUGAGAAAAAGGUGGCAGAAGCAAAAGUGACGUCACACCAAAUAGAUCAGGCUCGUGAAUUUUAUCGACCUGCCUCCGCUAGAGCGUCUCUUUUGUACUUUAUAUUAAACGACUUGAACACCAUCAACCCGAUAUAUCAAUUUUCGCUUAAGGCAUUUAGUGUGGUAUUCCAAAAAGCAAUAUCUCGGGCUGAAGCGGCCGAAGAGGUCAGCCAAAGGAUAAAGAAUUUAAUUGACUGUAUCUCGUAUUCCGUUUUUCAAUACACGUCCAGGGGCUUGUUUGAGUGUGACAAACUUAUAUUUGCAUCUCAAAUGACUUUUCAGGUACUCCUCAUGAGCGAAGAAAUAUCACCAGCAGAACUGGACUUUUUCCUACGCUUCCCAAUUAAGCCUCAUGUCACUAGUCCUGUAGAUUUCCUAUCUAAUCAAAGCUGGGGAGGGAUAUGUUCUCUGGCUGGUAAAGACGAAUUUAGAAAUCUGGAUCGUGAUAUUGAAACGUCUCCUAAGAGAUGGAAGAAGAUUGUUGAAAUAGAAUGUCCUGAAAGAGAAAAAUUUCCACAGGAAUGGAAGAAUAAAACAGCACUCCAGAGACUGUGCAUGUUACGGGCACUACGACCCGACCGUAUGACUUAUGCUGUCGCGGCGUAUAUCGAAGAGAAAAUGGGCUCAAAGUACGUUGAAAACAGGACGGUGGAGUUUAGUAAGUCCUUCGAAGAGACCAGUCCCACUACGCCGAUAUUCUUUAUACUGUCCCCGGGUGUGAAUCCCUUGAAGGACGUGGAGGCGCUCGGAAAGGUCAUGGGGUUCACGGCUGAUGCAGGAAACUUCCACAACGUGUCUUUGGGACAAGGACAGGAGAUCGUCGCGGAACAGGCUAUUGAUGAGGCACUGCAAAAGGGCCAUUGGGUUGUCUUACAGAACAUUCAUCUAGUAAAGAACUGGCUCCCGAGUCUAGAAAAGAAGAUGGAGACAUUCUCGACGGGUUCGAAUGACGACUACAGGCUGUUCAUGUCGGCCGAGCCGGCUGCCACAGCGGCCGCGCAUAUCAUACCGCAAGGGAUCCUGGAGUCCAGUAUCAAGAUAACAAACGAACCGCCCACGGGCAUGCAGGCUAAUCUUCACAAAGCUCUGGAUAAUUUUAAGCAAGAAACCCUCGAGAUGUGCGGCAAGGAAGCUGAAUUCAAAGCGAUUUUAUUCUCGUUGUGCUACUUCCACGCUGUGGUUGCUGAGAGGCGCAAGUUCGGUCCUCAAGGAUGGAAUAAAAUUUAUCCAUUUAACGUUGGUGAUCUCACUAUUAGCGUAUUCGUUCUGUACAACUAUUUGGAAGCAAAUUCAAGGGUGCCCUGGGAAGAUUUGAGAUAUCUCUUCGGAGAGAUAAUGUACGGAGGUCAUAUAACUGAUGAUUGGGACAGAAGGCUCUGUAACGCAUACCUGGAAGAAUUAAUGCAACCGGAUCUGGUUGAUGGAGAGCUGCAGCUCGCUCCGGGUUUCCCUGCUCCACCAAACACAGAUUACAGCGGCUACCAUCAAUACAUAGAAGACGCUAUGCCGGCUGAAUCUCCGUACCUUUACGGGCUACAUCCAAAUGCUGAAAUAGGUUUUCUGACGACUACCUCAGAAAAUUUGUUUAGAACGAUAUUCGAGAUGCAACCAAGAGAUGCUCAGGCUUCUGGUGCCACUACUGUGACCAGAGAAGACAAGGUAAAGCAGAUGCUAGACGAGAUAAUGGAGAAGUUGCCCGAAGAGUUUAAUAUGGUGGAGAUAAUGGGCAAAGUAGAGGAACGAACACCGUACGUGAUUGUAGCGUUUCAAGAGUGCGAGAGGAUGAACCACCUGACUGGCGAAAUGAAGAGGUCUUUGAGAGAGUUGGAUUUGGGGCUGAAGGGUGAGCUGACUAUAACAUCCGACAUGGAGGAUUUGGAAAACGCAUUGUUUUUAGACCAGGUUCCAGCUAUUUGGUCUAACAGAGCGUAUCCUUCGUUGCUGGGGCUGGCCGCUUGGUUUGUGGACUUGUUGUUACGGCUUCGGGAACUUGAAACUUGGGCAACUGAUUUUGUGCUACCGACAUCAGUGUGGUUGGCCGGAUUCUUCAACCCUCAAAGUCUGUUGACGGCCAUCAUGCAGAGCACGGCGCGUCGCUACGAACUGCCCCUGGACAAGAUGUGUCUGCAAUGUGACGUUACUAAGAAAAUGAAGGAGGAUUUCACGUCUGCGCCCCGUGACGGUGCAUAUGUCCAUGGACUCCUAAUGGAAGGAGCGAGGUGGGAUGUCCAGGCUGGUAUCAUAAUGGAUUCGAGGCUCAAGGAGCUCUUCCCAGCGAUGCCGGUUAUUAAUGUCAGAGCCAUAACCCAGGACAAGCAGGACCUCCGGAACAUGUACGAGUGUCCGGUGUACAAGACGAGGACCCGCGGCCCCACGUACGUGUGGACCUUCAACUUGAAGACGAAGGACAAGCCCGCCAAGUGGACCCUAGCUGGCGUCGCCCUGUUAUUGCAGAUCUAGUGUAUCAACAAAAGACCCUGCUUUGCAAACAUAUUCAUGAAUAAUAGAGCUGUUAUUUAUUAUUAUUGAAGUG
Molecule: messenger RNA, 13554 nt
Organism: Bombyx mandarina (wild silkworm)
Lineage: Eukaryota; Metazoa; Arthropoda; Insecta; Lepidoptera; Bombycidae
Gene: Dhc93AB
Product: Dynein heavy chain at 93AB
Biological process (GO): microtubule-based movement
Cellular component (GO): dynein complex
Molecular function (GO): minus-end-directed microtubule motor activity; dynein intermediate chain binding; dynein light intermediate chain binding
Source: RefSeq, a predicted model, not a curated record